Molecule: messenger RNA, 10804 nt
Organism: Leucoraja erinaceus (little skate)
Lineage: Eukaryota; Metazoa; Chordata; Chondrichthyes; Rajiformes; Rajidae
Gene: n4bp2
Product: NEDD4 binding protein 2
Exons: 16
Coding region: 9-5699 (1896 amino acids)
Molecular function (GO): ubiquitin binding
Source: RefSeq, a predicted model, not a curated record
CAACAACAAUGCCGAAAAAGAAGAAGAGCAGCGCCGCCGCGUCCACUGCUCGACCGUCUGGAUGUGCUCCACCGCCCGGUACCAGCACCUCGGAGAUGGCUCCGGCUGAUCGGGGCCCGGUUCCUUCGCGGGCCUCGGCCUCGGCCUCGAGUUCGCUGGCCGCCGCUGCCGGUGCCGUGGGACCUGGGAUGAACAAGGAAGAGCUACUGGACCGGCUGAUGGAGAUGUUUUCUCAUCUGGACCCGAGCGUGGUGUAUGUGAUGUUGUCCGAGUGUGACUUUAAAGCUGAUGAUGCAAUGGAUUCUUUGCUGGUACUGUCUGAUGCUGCUAAAGGAGUGUCAUCAUCUAGCUCUUCUGGAUUUGAAUGUGUGGCAGCUCCCCUAAGUGAUCAAGUUAAUGGCGAUGAGGUAGUCACAGAAGACUAUGGACGUAAUUCAAUUGCUGCUUCUGAAAAUAUUGAAGUAUCUGGAUGGGAUGAACGAUUGGAUUCCUCAAUUGAAAAAGAACUGGAGAAAUAUUGCAUGAAUACAUAUUAUGAACAAAGCAUGUCAUUUCCACAGUUUCAGCCAUUUAUGAACCGAUAUAACUCUCCCAUUAACCAGUUUCCCAGUCACUAUGUUGGUAACCAAUUACCUCAGCUAACACAAGCAAAUUUGAACUUUCCUUUGAACAAUGUGUCCCAUCAGCAGCAAACAGAUCCAAAUGAUGGCGAACAAUGUGGGCAAUUGUCUUGUACAUUGGAUUCAAAAAAUUGUGAAGAACAUUUGAGCCAUCAUUUUAAUAGCGAAACCAACAUAGAGAAAAGAUCAGAAGAUCAAUCGGAACUUAACAAGUUCUCUUCCGAAGCUAUUGAAAGGACCGACCACAAGAAUACCCCCCUUGAGCAUGCAACUGGGAGGGUUGCGUUUCCGACUAAUAUAAGAGCAGAUGGUACAGAUGUAUGGACAAGUCAAAGUGAAAGUCAUAGUCUGUCAGCAGCCAUUUCUAUGAAUCUUGGUGCAAUUGGCUCCAAGAAGUAUAGUGGCUCAGACCAUUUUGGUCCAAAGUAUGAUGAGCUUUCAAAUGCAGUGAACCACCAAACUGAAUAUUUGAAAAACAGUGACAUUUCCGAUGAAGCAGUAAGAAGAUUUUCUGGUGCUGAUACAAAUGAAAUAUGGUUUGGAUCAAAAAAAGAGAGAUCACCAGAAAACUACAAAUUAUUUGGAGAAUGUCAAGUAUUUGAAGGAACAAAUGAAUUGCUACGAAAAAACAGUUCUCUCGCAAAGAAGUCCUUAGAAAAUAAAGAGAAUGUUUCAAAACAUAUGCAACAAAAUACAACAUGUUUUCCUUAUUGGUUUGAUGUCGGGAAAGACUGCAGUGGUGAAAAGCUCCCACAAUUAACAAACAGUAAGGAAACAAGUUAUCCUCAGUAUUCGAGCAGUGUACAUUUUACAAAUACUCCAACUGUGUCUUCAGUCUCAUGGAAUCCAUGGGCUCCUGAGUUCCAGCCAAUGAACAUGGCAAAAACCUUUAUCACACCUGUGGCAAUGAGUCCUGUGAAACCAAGGACAGCUGAUGCUUCAACAUGGAGACGUGCUGGAGCUCUAUCCAGUCCUGAUCCACUUCAUUCAGUUGCAAGUCCUUGUACCAAUACUUUGCCGUCAAAACCAUGUUUAACUCCAUAUGGCGUACCACAGCUGCAGACUUAUGAGCAUCAGUUUCCACAGCUUGCGCACAGAAAGACAUUGGUUACGCCUAAGCUGUUGUUUUUGAUGAGGGGUCUGCCUGGAUCAGGAAAGAGCACGCUAGCCAGAUUGCUUGUUCAACAGGGCCCUAAUGGAAUCAUUUUAAGCACAGAUGAAUAUUUUUAUCAAAAUGGGAACUACCAGUUUAAUCCUAAUCUAAUUGGACAAGCUCAUCAGUGGAACCAAAAGAGAGCCAAAGAAGCCAUGGAGAAGGGGCUUUCUCCUGUUAUAAUAGAUAACACGAAUACGCAGUCUUGGGAGAUGAAACCUUAUAUUACCAUGGCUUUUAAACACAAUUAUAAAGUGGCAUUUCGUGAACCAAAUACUUGGUGGAAAUUUAAGCCACGGGAGCUUGAACGACGGAAUGUUCAUGGUGUGUCAAAAGAGAAAAUUAAAAUCAUUUUAGCCCAUUAUGAGCGUCAUGUAACGAUCAGCACUGUAAUGGCUUCAUUGCAACCGACCUUCCCUGAAAAAAAAGCCGUAGAGCUAUAUCCUGCUGAAAACACUGAAGCUGGAGCAAUAAAUGGACCAACAGGACCAGCCACAUCUCCAGAUCGCCAAGAUUCACCGUGCACCGUGAUAUCAGAUUUAAGUUGUGCAGAAGAUCUGUCAGCAGUUAAAACAAAUAUAGUAUCAUCAGAUAACUUGGUACCACAUUUAUGUUCAUCUGCACAUGUUCCCAGUCAAAGAAGAAAAAGUGAGACUGGACAUGACACUGAUAAUAGUACAAAAUAUUCAGAAUGGUUAAGUGGAGAUAAUGUACGCAAAGCAGACCAGACUGCUGGAUUAGAUGCGAGCAAUUAUAAUUUUUCUGAACCAGAAGAUGAGAAAAGAAAACUAACAAUUGAAUCAGAGACGGAAGCAGCAGAAAGUACCAACCCCCGGUGCAUUGAGGAUUCAACACAUGAUAAUUCACCAGCUACACGUAGUAUAUCUGGUCAAGAAAUCAGAAAGGGAAAAUGGCAGAGUGCCGAUAGUACAAGUAAUGAAAGAGAAGGAACACCAAUACUGCCAGAUGAAGGGGAGUCCUCAGGGAAAAGCACUUCAACUAAGAUGGAAUCAAUGGUUUUGGAACAAUCUAGCAAUAUUGAAACCAUAUCUUUAAAUUUUGUUGGAGAUUGGCCAGUUGUAGAAACACCAAAACCUCAAGAUCAGAGAAAAAGACGAAUCAGGAAGGCAUCAGAACUAAGUGCCACAAAUGAGAAUAAUGUAGAUCAGUCUAGUAUUUUAGAGUCUGAAAUGACAAGUGAUUCGUUAGAGUACGCUACGCUUAGUUUAAUGGAGCAGGAUAAUGUAGAUAAAACCUCAAAUGAAUCAAACAGUUGUCAGGUUUCUGAGGAUGGUUUUGAUGAUGAUAUACUGUCUUCAGCUGCUGAAAACUCUACUUGGGAAAGCAGUUAUGAAAAUGGUGAGGAUCCUAAAAAUCCAGACAUUUCUGAAGAGCAAAUUUCAGAGGAAUUGUCUGACAAGCAUAUAAAUAAAAAAUCUUGGCAGAACAAAAUGGUAGGAAAAGCAUGUAAACUGGCACCAACAUUCACUAGUAACAGCCCAAUCUCUGAAGAAUUUCCAGAGCCUGCGCCAUUAACUUUAGAUCAAGUGGAAAACUCGAUUGUAAUUCCAGAGAGGUCAAGACAGGCCAACUCCUCUCAAACAACACCUGAUGAUUUUGCUGUCCUGUGGAGAAUUGAGAAAGAAAACACCAGUUCUGCUGAGUAUAAAAUAUUGAUAGGAAUUUCAAAUGGAAUUAAACCAAUCGACUUGGAUGCAACGGCUAAAUCGAUAAAUCCUAAUGUAUCAGUGCCCUACAGAGUAAUGCAUGAUAAAAGCACGUAUGUAGAUGAAAACGACUUUAUGAAUAGCGAAGAGAACCUGCAGAUACUUAGUGAUUGUUUUAAAUCUAUUCCCUUUGAAGAUCUGAAUGAUUUAUAUGAGAAAUGCAACAGAGAUGUAGAAUGGACAACCAAUUUAUUGCUCGACUCUGGUAUGAAGCUUUCAAAUGAAAGCCCAACAAAUGACCAGUCAGGUUCAGACCAUGACCUUACCAGUAGCUGUGUUGAAGAAAAGAACCAAGUACCACAGACAGAGGAAAUAGGUUUGAGUGAAGAGGCACGAGACAGAUCUGGGUGUGAAGUAAAUCGGUUGCUGGCUGGUAACACAAAGGUUGUGGACGUAUCUGAUCAAUCAUCAGAGACUAAUACAGAAAAUGACUCUGUGGAAUGUGUGGAGUCUUGUCUUGAUAUUGAAACCAUCAACCCAUCACCUGACAAUACUAGAGAACCUGUAAAUGUACCUGAGGAGUUGAAAAGUAAAAAUGUUGUCUUGAGUAAUGCUGGUCUGAUAUUUAACAUUGAGUAUGACCAAUUUACCAAUUAUCCGAAGGAAUAUCAUGAAGGAGAGGAACAGAGUGAAUUAUUGUUCAAGAAGAAUUUGGUCAAUAAUGAAGUUGUGUGCAUGAAGGGUGAUGAAUCUGAAACAUCAAAUGGAAAUAAUAAAAAAGAACCAAACAACUUGUCUGAAUGUGCAGAUAUAAAUGAGACAACUUCAAUAUUGACAAAGGAACUGAAUACCUACGUACAUAGCAUGACAGAAAAUCAACCCAGCUCUGAUGUAGUAAAUAACUCUGUGCAAGAGGAAAAUGGAAAUGAAAUGAUGACUAUCAAAGAUGGAAGCCCGAAUCGGGAUGGUUUAGUGUUGUACUCUGAUUCAAUGCAGAUUCAGUCUUUAGAAUUAUGUUUGCCACCAGAACUGGCAUUACAACUCAAUGACCUGUUCGGAUCAGUAGGUCUUGAUCCAGAUUCUUUGACUCCAGAAGAAUGUGUUGUACAAAUAGAUCUGAAUUUAGCAAAAAUUAUUCAUCAGAAAUGGAAGGAGACUAUAUUGGAGCGACAAAAGCAAGAAUCUCUGUCCUAUCAACUCCUGUUGGAAGAUGGCGGUUUAUCUGAAAAUUUAACAUGGGAGCCUGAGGCUGAACUGGAGGAAGAGACACCUGUUCCUUCUACAAUUCAAACAUAUGAUAACAAACAGCCAAGGAGAAAGGCUGGAAGGAAGGUAGUCCCUUUAUCUGUUUCCUCGGCUACUGCGGCUGAUGGGAUGGAAUGCUUUCCAUUCAUGGAUCAUUGGAGUGCUCGGGUUCCUAGUGUGUCAUUACGAGAUAUCAUGACUGAGGAAAUGGAUUUUCAGUUAAAGCAACAUCAGUGCUUUAUGAAUUCAGUCUUGACAACAAAGGAUUGUGCAACUAAACUAAAGGAGAAACGCCUCCUGGAGAUGUUCCCAGGCAUUGAUAAGCACUUCAUUAUGGAUAUGUAUAAAGACAACAACUAUUCGUUUGAACAGACAGAACAGUUUUUAAAGUCAUUAUUCGACUGUGAUCUCGAGAGAACAAAAGGCAUAACAGUUCAUGAUGGUACUCAUCCAACUGAAUUGACUGUGAGCCAGCAUAAAGAUAAGGCAAUUAUGACCAAAGACAUAAAGGAAUUUCGAAGAGAGCGCGUUUUCCAGGAUGAAGAAUACCCUGAUAAUGAAAAUUAUCGGGUUGAAGCAGCACUGCAUCGUCGAAAGCAGCAAGAUUGCUUCAGUAAGGCUGCAGAAGCUUAUAGAAGGGAUAUGAAAGCAGUUGCCACAUAUUAUGCACAGCAGGGUCAUAUCCAUGGUGAAAAAAUGAAAGAAGCCAACCACAGAGCUGCUAUAAACAUUUUUAAUCAAGUGAACACGUCCUUACUUCCGCAAAAUGUCUUAGACCUUCAUGGCCUUCAUGUGGAUGAAGCCCUGCAUUAUCUGGAGGAAGUGCUAUUCCAGAAGAUUAAUGAAUACCAGCAAAAAGGUGGUAAAUCUUACCUGUCUGUCAUAACUGGGAGAGGACGGCACAGCCAAGGAGGAAUAGCACGUAUAAAACCAGUUGUUAUUGACUACCUCAAACGCCAGAAUUUCAGGUUUACGGAGCUACAGCCAGGUGUUGUGAAAAUCAAGUUGAAGUGACAAGAAUAUGACAAGAAGAUUAUUUUCUAAUUUUGAGAGUAUGCAACUGUCUCACUUAAUCUUGCAGCACUGGUGAGAGUGUUUCUAACAUUUAACGAUAUAGUGCUUUUUUAAAAACAUGGCAUCACUCAGGGAGGUCAUAGAAGACUGAAGAUUGAGAGACUUUUUAAAUCAACUUACAGCAAAAUCUUUGAAAUUAUUGCAUUCUUCUUAAGCAUAUCAAUCUGACUCCUGGAGUAAUGAAGCUUUUACACUGAAGUUCUGAUAAAUGUACUGAUUGUAUUCAAUUCAAUGUUUUCAAAAGUUGUUUUAAUUUCCAUUUCUGUUUGUGGUGCUUUAAAAUGUCUGCAUACAAGGAUAGGAGUUCCCCUUUCUGAAAUAUUUUGGGGCUGUAAAACUGAGAACGAUUUACCCUACUGUUAAUUGCUUUAAUUUGCAUGCCAUAAUUAGAAAUGAAAAGUGUAAGGGUUAGGAGCAGGAAUAGGCUUCUGGCCCUUGAGCCUCCUCUACCAUUUGUGAAAUUAGCCAAUUGCAAAAUAUCUUUUGCUGGUAUGGAUCAAAACUGUGUCUGAUUUUGCGCAGAUUUUCAUAGACUUUAACAAAGGGUAAAUCUGUAAAUGGGACUCCCAAGAUUUAACUGGAAAAUUCUUCACUUUGCUGAUAUUUGCUAUUUAUUACUGUUUUAAAGCAAUAAAAAAAAACAUGUUUAGUUUUAUGUCUGAUGCAAUGAUAAAGUGUUUUGUCAAGAAAAGGAUUUUGCUCUGACUUGUUACUUUUCAUUAUUUUGUUUUGGAGGCUAUAAAGUUCCAAAACAGUUUAAAAAAAAAUACCUCUGGGACAAGCACUACUGGGCUCAGCAUUAAAUAUCUAUGAAUUAUUAUUGUAAACUACAAAAUACCUGUUAAUGCCAGUAUUUAUGAAAACUUCUCAUUUUAGCCAUUGAAUAAGCUAAUUAAAGAUUGAUUUUUAAUUUGGCUAGUGUACUGAAGUCUUGUGCUGUAAUAAUGAGUUACCGUUGUAAUUUUUUUAGCGUGGAUAUUUUGUAGAUUUACACCACAUGGCAACUUGAUUUAAAGCUACAAAGCUGCUCAGUAACUAGAUUCAGAUAAUGUAACAAGGAAAUUAGGUUCAUCCCAUUUUUGCAGUUUUAAGAAGCUUACAAAUACUUACGAAAUGUGUUUUUGUUUCCAGCCGUGAUCCCUUAUACCCCACAAUUUGUGAAUGAGAAGAAUUGUGCAAUUAAUAUUAUCUCUAAUAUAAUGUGUCAUUGUCUAAUGCUCACCAGCUCAAAUAGAUCAUUGAAUUGCUUCAUUCAAUAUUUUAAAAUAAAGUUUUUUCCAGAAUUCCAUAACCUCAAAGUGAUUAAAUGAAAACUGGUGGAAUACAUAACAUUCACUGUUCAGCAGUCUAGAACCAGGAUGUGCAUAUGUACAUUUUAAGCAAAUACAUUUUUUAAUCAAAUUUGCUUCUUUCCAAGGUACACGUUAUCCACCGGUUCCAUUUGCUAUUUUAUUUCAACUCUCCUACAGACCUUUCUGUUGCCAAGCAAAUAAAGGAAUCAUUUGGGAAAUUGAGCACAGACGCAAAUUCCACAUUUCAGCACAUUGAUGUUGCAAUAUAAUAUUUUCACAAGCAGUCCUUUGGUUUCAGGAAUGAAGUGCUUCCAUUUCAGUUGUGUUUAUUAAUAUUACUCCUUCAUUUUGAGUGAUCAUGGGCCAAGGAUUUUGAUGAAUCAUGGAAAUGUUCACUUUUUCAGAGAGACUUUGAUAACAUCCUUUGAGUCUUUCCACUGUUCACUCGGUGACCCCGUACCAUGACAGAGUGUGGAAUUAGGUAUCUGUUUGUGAUUAUGAUGUUAUGCAUGUGAAUAAUGUGGCUUCUUUUUCUUGCGUAUGGCGUGCACAGCCUAAAGUUGUAGGACAACUUGUUCUAUUUGAUCCUAUUCGAUUGUGCACACCAGGUUGAUUGUAUUUGUCGAAACAGGGCGGACCACAUGAAGGUUGCAAUCUCCCACCCCAAUAAUGUGGCUUAUUCAUUGGAAUAAUUACAGCCUUAAUGCUGGAACUGGUGGCAGAACUCACUGAUAUUGGAUUGCUCACACUGCCAAUGAAUUUAGAGGAUUUUACAGAGAUGAUAAUUUUUCUCCAGUGCUUUGAGGUGAUGCUGUAGGUAAUCAAUUUUGCCAAAGGGCGGGGGUUACUGCUGCAAAUUAAACCAAGAACUUUGUGCUGGCUUUGAGGAAUUGAUUUUUAAAUGUGCUUUCUUUAAGGUCUGCUGGUGCACUGGUGGCGAUGGUGAAUUUCAUAAUUUUGCCUUAAAUGAAAGAGAGUUUCCAAGUUAUAAUAAAUGGUCCACAUUUUCUAGGGUCUCAUUGUGGACUUUAGUUGUUGAAGAACAAUGUUAUACAGUGGGGAUGGAUCUGACAGAGGACAUCCAUUUUGCAGAUAGGAAAGGCAAGAAUCAUUCUUUUGCAAGCUUCCAUGAAUAAAUUGAUAAGUUGGAACUUGAUCUCCAGACUGCAAGUUGAUGGCUGGAAGUGGGUGACCUUGAUUUUGGAGGGGACAUACUGUAUGUUGAAGAGUUUCUCACUUGCUGGUUGGAAUGAGGUGCAGCCUUAGGUGUAAAAGAUGGAGAUAAGUGUUGGCACAAUGGUACGGCCUUGCUUGAUACAAAUCUGCAUGGCAAUUUGUUCUGUGUGGUACUGUUUGUUCAGAUCACAUUUGUUUGCCAUUAUUAAAUAAAUGUAAGCAGCCAAAUUUCUGUAGGCAGCCAAAUUUAUGAAGAAUGCCCCUUAAUCUCGUAGGAUUGAUAGUAUUGACACCUGUGUGAAUUUUCUUUUAAAGGCCAUUUUUUAGUGGAUGAUACUGCUUCAUUCAUUUCAUUUGGAGUUGAAGAUCAUGUCCAUUGUUCCUUCUAGAUGGGUGAAGUCCAACUGUGGUUCACAGAACAGUUCUUCGUCCCAGAGAGGAGAUGGCUGAGGGGGACCCUGGUGAUUACUUUCCUUUGGUAGACAUCUGUAGUUACUGAAAUCUGGCCUAUCUCCCUUAUUGAAGAUGAUUGCAAAUACAAUGUCUCUGCGAUCCAUUGCCAUGUUCUCCACAUUGAAGACAUGAAAAUGAGGUUGCAAACACUAUUAGCCCCCUUUCUCUAUUAACCAAAAUUUCAAGGAUGGGCCUUAGAGUAUUGGGUUUCUGCUAUUAACAAAUUGUACAAAAAAAAUCACAUACUAAAUUUUCAGCACUUUAAAAUGCUUGGUUGUUUGGUUGUUCAACUAGAGAGCAUUGAAAUAAUUCUUUUAUCCAAGGUGGUUGAAUAGAGAGUCACAUGGAUGAUUAUGAGCAGUGUGGAUGUUGGCAUUUUCCCAAUUUGUUAUUUCAAACCCAAAAAAAGAAAUCUUAUUUAGCAGAGCACUAGGUACUAGAAUCUGUUUAUAGUUAGUAGAAUGUUAGUGUGCGUGUGUGUUUCGGCUUCAAGCAUCGGAGAAAAUAAUAGGUCACCAAUGUUUUUUAAAUCCCAUGACAGAACUAAUUACAGAGACAAGAAUAUAUAUUUUUUAAAGUUGUUAUAUUUCUUCAUUUAGUCAUGCAUUUAUCUCCUGGUCUAUGUAAAUAGUGUUCAAAUAAGUAUUCAUUUUCCUCAUCGCUGUAUGGAGCAUGUUGGAAGAAACCUUCUGCGUAUUUAUUGUAAAGUACUUCUUUUUCCAUGUUUGUGCGCUCAUGGAGAAGAGAAUGGUUUAUUGUCUUUCAGAGGUAUUUUCUCCUUUAUAAAUUUUAUUUCUUAAAUUGACUAUUUUACUAACAUAGAAAAGGAAAAAGCUAGAAACACUCGAGCAUCAUCAGUGGAGAAAGUAAUGUUAUUUUAAUAAUAGCAAUUUUGUUCAAAUAUUUAAUGAUAUUUGCAAUAAUCUGACAAUGGAAUAAUAAUUUUCACUUAUUACUGUAACUAAGAAUGAUUGCAGAUAAGCCUGCAGUUACAUAUUUAUUUCAACUCUAGAUUUUUUCUCCAUAUUUACUUUUUUUUAGAUAAAUAAGUAAAACAACAAGUUGCUCGUGAAUUUUUGUUAGUUGGCUUUGUAAACUGUAAAUUUAGUUUUGAGUUUAACGUCAAAAUUUAAUUUUGCCAAGUCCUAUCCCAUCUAAUUGUAGAAUUUAGUAUUGGUUCAUUUUUGCCAGGUUAACCACAGAAGACAACCUUACAGAUUAGUAAAAGUGCUAUAACUGCUAGUAUUUGUGCAUUGCAGAGAUCAGCAACAAGGGAGCUUGGAUUCUGGAAUGGUGAUCUUCUUCGGAGGCUAGAUUUUCUACCCGGGAAAGAUCAUCUAACAUUAAAACCAUGAAAGAUAUAAAACAUUAAAAAGAUACGUUUUAAGUGGCCAAAGCUCAAAUAAAAGAUGGCUUGCACUUGGAAGAAAUAAUACCACACCCAAUGCACAUUCAGAUGUAAUAGUUUGGUCAGAUAGCUAUACUUUAAUGUUCAAUAAUCAGAGCAGGAUCUGCAACACAACUCUUACUGUCCCAUUGCCUUGCUGUGGCUGCAGACAGAUUUAUGUAUGUACUAGCAAAAGUGACAAUACCCUUAUAUCCUGAAACAUAUUGAAUUUAAUUCUAAUAGUGUAUUUAAAAAAAGCAAAUAAUACUUUGUUGCAUUUGAAAUGUGAUAUUAUAAAACAAACACAAUUAUUCAUUGUUUCCGUGAUAGUAAAUAAAUCAACAUAGUUGCUGACUUCAGAGGUUCAAAUUUUGUAAGUUGAAACUGAUGGGUAAGGUACUUUUGAAAUGAGUGUUAUGUGCUAUUUGCCAUUGGAAGGUUUAUUUUCAAUUUAUUUGAGUUUGAACAUUGCAUUAUUUUUCCUUACUAGAAACACAGGUUGCAAUCUUCAUGCUAGUUUCGCCCUUCGCAUCUGCCAUUAGGACCAAAAUAUUCAGUAUUUACACAUUUAUAUCUAUUUUUCAAAGAGAUGUAAUAAAUACUGUAAGUUUGUAAAUGUAAAUGUUUUAUGAUUUGAAAUAUUGUGGGUUAGAUUAUCAAAAAUUGUAUUUUAUUUUUUCAGUAAGUGUGUUUUUCAAGAUUUUUUCAAAUAAAAUUGUUACAUUUAAUGUUGGAGU